Messenger RNA from Nelumbo nucifera (sacred lotus), 1348 nucleotides. RefSeq lists its product as uncharacterized. The record is from RefSeq and is a predicted model, not a curated record. Lineage: Eukaryota; Viridiplantae; Streptophyta; Magnoliopsida; Proteales; Nelumbonaceae.
ACAGCCAUGACUGGUAGCUCGGCCAUCGGUCUGUUGAUUGAAGCACCAAACCGCCAAUAAUAGCAGCUGAAGGUCAUCCUAAUUCCUUCAAAUCUGAACAUGCAAACCCUAACAGAAAUUUCCUGAUCUUUAAACUCAACUCCUUUCCGUCCAACUCUUCUGGAUGCAAGUUUCUCGACUCGCUGACGAGUUCUACUAAUUUUCUGUACUUCGCCAUUCAACGAUCGCGUAUGUUCUUAUGAAACCUUUCGAAAACGGAAUGCUGACGGGUCAUGCAAUCGGUUUACGGGAACAUAGUUCAUCGAAUCAGCUCCUACUUGCAGAUCCUGUAGCUGAUUUUGAUGAUGAAGAAGCAGAAAUUCCUGGGAGGAUUUUGUACAGAGCUUCGUUUGAGGAACUGGCGGAAAGCCACAUGCAGUAUGACACGGUAAUAUGGAUCCUUAUAGCGCUACUUCUUGUUUUAGCCUGGGGAGUUGGAAUUAUUAUGCUUCUGUACCUGCCUGUUCGAAGAUAUGUACUUCAAAAGGAUAUUUUCUCAAGGAAGUUGUAUGUUACACCUGACGAGAUAGUUUAUAAGGUUUCAAGACCUUCAUUUUUGCCGUUUUGGGGAGUUAUAAAGAUUGAGAAGCACAUACCUCUUGCCCUGGUGAUUGACAUCAUUAUUGAGCAAGGUACACGGCAAGACAUUUGUGGUUGUUUGCAAUCAGUAUAUGGAAUCCAUACACUUAGAGUUGAGCACAUAACCCAUGGAAAAGCUGCCCCUGUGGAUCAACUACAGGUUCAAGGAGUAUCUAACCCAGGACUUCUGAGGAAGAUCAUUAUCACUGAAGCUGCAAAGAUUAUACAAGAAGUUAGUAUAAGCUUGAAGACUAGUCACAUUGGUGAAGGGGCAAGUACACCAGUUCGUAUGGCAUCUUUGUCUGAGACACAACCAGUUGGUAGAUCACCAUCUAAAAGUUGGAAGGUGACAGGUUCACUACAGCGUGCCUUACAGGAGACUAGAACUGCAGUGCCUAGUGAUUUGUUGCUACAUAGACUUGAAGAAGUUAAGCAAUCAGUUAAGAGAAUUGAAUCAAUUAUUGAGAAGUCACAAGUUUUGCCCGAAGGCAACUGAACUAACAUGCUCUCUCGUCCACCUUACCAAUACUCCCUGUAAAGUUCUCAGAGUUUUGUUUGCCAACAAAAGAUAAAAUGCAUUGCAUAAUUGGUCUGUAACUAUUGUUUUUUUUUUUUUUUUUGGUUCUAAAUAACUAUUGGAUUUUGGAAGAGGUUAUGUAUAUGAUAUCUUCUCCGGUUUGCAUGCUUUAACACUUAUAUUCAAGGUGACCGUCGGUGCAGAUUUUCAGUA